AUGGCGGUGGCGUCUGCGAACUCGGAGAAAAUUGAAUCAAUGGACGAUUCAUCUUCAAGACGAGUCUCCGACGCCGCCUCCGACUCGUCUUCUGCUGGACCCUCAUCGACCGUUGAUCCAUCCGAUCGUCCCUCUCUUGAUCGUUCCAACUCUUCCCCAAGCCCACCCAGACUACUUGAAAGUCAGACUCCACAAUCCUUGAGGAGUGAAGAGUAUCGCCAGCUGUUUCGUCUCCCACCUGAGGAAGUCCUUAUUCAAGAUUUCAACUGUGCAUUGCAAGAGAGUUUUCUUCUUCAGGGUCACAUGUACCUGUUUGUUCAUUACAUUUGCUUUUACUCCAACCUCUUUGGAUAUGAGACAAAGUAUGAAGAACUACUUAUGGGAAUCCUAGGAAAUGAGGUCUUUUUGGAGGAAAUUUCUUUAGCAAUGAAAUCUACUGUCUUUGAUUGUGAAUGUGGCCGGAAAUUUUCUGGAAUUUUAGGUAGUAUAUUGAGGAGGACAAUGAAAAUAAUCCUAUUUCAAGAAAUCACAGCUGUACGAAGGGCGAAAGCAGCGGCCAUAUUCCCUACUGCCAUAGAAAUUAUGGCUGGAGGAAAGAAGUUCUUCUUUACAUCGUUCCUGUUCCGUGAUGAAGCUUUCAAGCUCAUUAAUGAGGGUUGGUUGCAGCAUGGUAAUGAGGCUAAAGCAAUCAUGGAUAAUCAGGGGCUUCUUGAGGACCGGAAAACACCCUCGGGUGCUUGGAACUCCUUUCACGAAAAGGUCGAGUGUUUGCAGGAGUUAAAGUCCGAUUUGAAUACCCAAGAAAAUGGAACUGUUGUAGUUGGGACGACAGAGAGCUCUAAUCACCCAGUUGAUGAAUUGGAUUUGAGUGAAAGGGAUAGGGAUGUCUCUAUAUCAGAAGAUUCUAGACUUCCACCUAAUGGUGAAGCUGAAAUUGUCUCAACAUCUUUAGCAGUUCAGGAUAACGUCGAAGAGGAGGCAGAAGUUGUUCUGAAUGCUGAUUGUUCAUCUUCUGGAAAGACCUUGGUGUGGGAGCAGGAGGAUGGUGAUGCACCUAAAGGUUAG
This is a messenger RNA of Ilex paraguariensis (yerba mate), 1065 nucleotides long. The record is from the annotation of a GenBank genome assembly. Lineage: Eukaryota; Viridiplantae; Streptophyta; Magnoliopsida; Aquifoliales; Aquifoliaceae.